AAUUUCUAUCAGCCAAAACCUCUCCGUCGUCUCCACAAAACCCUAAACUUUUCUGUUGAUUAGCAAUCUGCUGCUGAAGAAGACUCUUAUACCUCUCAAAAUUCUGCGUUUCUCUCAGUGUUCUGUCUCUAUUUCACUCCCUUGAAAUGUUGCGUAGAAAUAUUCGGUUGAGGAGGGAGUAUUUGUACAGGAAGAGCUUGGAAGGCAAAGAGCGAUUGCUGUAUGAGAAGAAGCGGAAGAUUAGAGAAGCACUUGCAGAGGGAAAACCAAUACCUACUGAACUCAGAAACGAGGAGGCUGCUCUUCGUCAAGAAAUCGAUCUUGAAGAUGAAAACACUGCUGUUCCAAGGACUCACAUUGAUGAUGAAUACGCUAAUGCAACGGAGAAAGAUCCUAAAAUUUUGCUAACCACGUCCCGAAAUCCAAGUGCCCCUCUCAUACAAUUUGUGAAGGAACUAAAAUUUGUUUUUCCUAAUUCGCAACGGAUGAACCGUGGUAGCCAGGUAGUAUCAGAAAUUAUUAAUGAGUGCCGUACGCGUGAUUUCACGGACGUUAUAUUGGUUCAUGAACAUCGUGGUGUGCCAGAUGGUUUAAUUAUAAGCCAUUUGCCAUUUGGUCCAACUGCAUACUUUGGAUUACUCAAUGUGGUUACAAGACAUGACAUUAAGGACAAGAAAUCCAUUGGAACAAUGCCUGAGGCAUACCCACAUUUGAUUCUUAACAACUUCUCAACUCAGCUAGGUGAAAGGACAGCGAACAUUCUAAAGCAUCUCUUUCCAGUGCCAAAACCAGAUACCAAACGCGUUGUAACUUUUGCAAAUCAGUCUGACUAUAUUUCAUUCAGGAACCACAUUUAUGAGAAGCAUGGAGGUCCGAAAUCGAUUGAACUGAAGGAGAUUGGCCCCCGAUUUGAAUUGCGGCUCUAUCAGAUAAAGUUGGGAACGGUAGAUCAGACUGAAGCUCAGACUGAAUGGGUCAUUAGACCAUACAUGAACACAACCAAGAAGCGAAAGUUCAUUGGUGAUUAACAGAACCAUACAUUGUUUUUGAUCUAUAUUUUGUCUUGAAGAGUUGAUGAGUCUUAAGUAUGGGCCAGUCUCCAGUAUUGUUACAAUUUGAUGGAGAAGAAUGUUGUACGGAGUUUUAACUGAAAAUGUCAUAAAAUUUUCAGACAAUGUGUUUGUUCAGUUUUUGUGUCAUAGUCUUGUUACUGUGACUAUGACAGCAGCCGCCAGUGUACUACCACAACCAUAUUAAGGUUUGCUAUUCUAGCACAA
This is a messenger RNA of Tripterygium wilfordii, 1277 nucleotides long. Its product is annotated as U3 small nucleolar ribonucleoprotein protein IMP4. Lineage: Eukaryota; Viridiplantae; Streptophyta; Magnoliopsida; Celastrales; Celastraceae. The record is from RefSeq and is a predicted model, not a curated record. The coding region runs from base 147 to 1028 and encodes 293 amino acids. Gene Ontology annotation, biological process: rRNA processing. Gene Ontology annotation, cellular component: nucleolus; small-subunit processome; Mpp10 complex. Gene Ontology annotation, molecular function: rRNA primary transcript binding; snoRNA binding. The transcript is spliced from 9 exons.